Messenger RNA from Jaminaea rosea, 2980 nucleotides. RefSeq lists its product as hypothetical. The transcript has 2 exons. Bases 31 to 2709 code for a protein of 892 amino acids. Gene Ontology annotation, cellular component: cytosol; mitochondrion. Gene Ontology annotation, molecular function: heat shock protein binding. NCBI's taxonomy places the organism in Eukaryota, Fungi, Basidiomycota, Exobasidiomycetes, Microstromatales. The record is from RefSeq and is a predicted model, not a curated record.
UGUCCAACUCAUCGCUCCCUCAGCAUUAUCAUGGACGACUUACUAGACCUAGACUGGGGCAAGAAGUCCCCAAACGCCAAGCAAACAGCACCGUCAUCGUCUUAUGCAUUCGAUUCACUGACCAGAGCGCAGCCAUCGUCAACGCAGCAACGGUUGUCGCCCAACAUCCUUCAACCUCAACGCUCGACGACACCACAACAGCAGGCAGCCAAGCCAGCUGCGUCAAGUCGUGACGCCUUCUCCGGCCUGUUUGAUCUCGGCAAUGGCUCAGCAUCCUCGCCGUCAGGUUCGUCAUCCCCAUCAACACUGUCUCUCGCUCAGCAACAGCUGAAAGCAGCGCCCGCUCCUUCAUCACGGCCAGACGCUGGCUGGUCAUCAUCCUCAGCAGGAUGGGACGCGUUCGAGCAAGCCUCUUCUAAGAAACCUGAGUCGAAGGCACCCGGCAAAGAAGAUGACUUUCUAGCCGGCUUCAGCCCUGCCAAGGUGACGAAGCCUAGUAAGCCGCAAUCACAGCCAGCGCAGCCUCGUGACCCCUUUGACUUCUCCGACUUCGAGGAUCCGGGAGAUCAGCAGACGUCUGCCUUCGACUCUGCGCCUGCUCGGAGCCACAGGAAUGGUCAGACGGCAUCGAAGGCAGCUGUGGAUCAUGAUGACGACGACGACUUCCUCGGCGCGCUCGGCCGACCUGUAGCCAAACCCGCAGCCCAGCCAAAGCAGCCCGCUCCUGCUCCAUCUCGUCUGAAACGGGCUGCCUCACCCCCACUUCAUCUCGUAGGCCAAAUUGUGGAGAUGGGCUUCUCGCCGCAAGAAGCUCGUCAAGCUCUUGCACAGACACAGGAUGGACUCGAUGUACAAGCAGCCCUCGAGUCGCUCCUGGGCAGCCGACAGAAGCACGAUGUGGACGGAGACGAGCAACUGGCUAGACGUCUGCAGAACCAGGAGGGCCGUGACACUGAGAUGGACGAGUACGAAGCGAAGGAGAGACGUCGACGUGAGGCAAGAAGAGGCAGAAGAGAAGCUCCUCCGGAAGACCGAUCGUCUUCUAAUCAGACAGACGGCACAGACUGGCAGAAGCAGGCCGAUCAGCUCUACGCCCAGGCCUCCGAGCUGGGAGCUAAUGUCUUCAGCAGAGCAAACGCCUUCUGGUCUCAGGCCAAAGCACAGGCGCAGAAGACGCUCGAAGAGAGGAGCGCGGCGGCUGCAGGUAGCAGUGCAGCUGGCAGUGGCAGGGGAACGCCGGAGGGGAGGGCAAGCCCGGCGGCUUGGGCUAGGAAGCUCGGGGGAGCGGGCCCUAGCACUGGAGGAACUUCGUCGUCGAGCGGCAAAAAGGAGUGGACGGCCGCAUCUGGCAAGCCGAAAUGGAUGGUUGAGGCCGAAGAGCAAGAGGCGCGAGGCGGGGCCGACGAGUCUCAGGAUGCGCCGCAGCCAUCCUCGUCAGGAGCUUUCAAGGACUCGGACACCGAGGACGACCCCGCGCCGUCUUUCAUACCCCGCGCGACGCCAGCAGCGAGACAAAAAGCAGCGACACCGAAAGCUGCGCCGGUAGUCGAUGAUCUCCCGCCCUCUGCCCGCUUCAAAGCAGCUGCCCCCGAGGCAGCAUCAUCAGCUAGCAAAGGAUACGCCUCCUCCGCACGAUGGGGACGCUCCAAGCCUUCCACUCCAUCCAUCUCUCCCUCACCCACGCCCGCUCCUGCACCCGUAGCAGCGCCAGUACAGCGUCGCGCUCGCCACCUCUGCGCGAGCGACACCCAGGGCUACCCCUCGGCUGCCCUCACACUCAAGACAAAGGGCAACGACGCAUUCAAGCUCGGCUCGUACGGUGAAGCUGAAGCGCAAUACACCUCUGCUCUCGAUGCCUUGGGCGCAGAAGCAGAGUCAUUGCGUCGCAUUCCGCUGCUGAACAAUCGCGCCCAAGCAAGGCUGAAGAAUGGAGACGCGAGUGCCGCGGCGAGAGACUGUACGCAAGUGCUUGAGCUCGUGGUGGGGAGAGACGGGGGUAAAGGGCAGCAGCAUUUCUUGCCCUCACAUGAAGCCCCGCUUCCUCCUCCUCUGGCUGGUGAGGUCAACCUGCGCGACUCGUACGGCAAAGCCCUUCUGCGUCGUGCGCAAGCGUACGAGAUGUUGGAGCGCUACCUGCCCGCGUACAAGGACUGGGAGCUCCUCCAGCGCUACGAGAAGAGUGAGGGAAGCGGGGCUGCUAAUGGAGUCAAAAACCUGCGAGCGGCACAAGAGGGGGUAAAGAGGGUCGAGGGGGCGAUGCGCAAGGACAAGAAGCAGCCUGCGCCAAAGCCAGCUGCAACGCCGGCUCGCACAUCAGCAGCAGCCAUUCGAGCAGGCGAAGCGGGCAGGCAACGCGUACGAGCAGCGAAUGCGGCCGCCGCUGCAGAGGAAUCUGCCGCUCAUGCCCUCAAGGACAGUAUUGACUCUCGCAUCUCUGCUUGGACGUCAGGCGGCAAAGCGAACAACAUUCGCGCUCUUCUCUCUUCCCUGGAAACCGUCGUUCCGCCAGAAGUAGGGUGGAAGAAAGUCGGGAUGCACGAGGUGCUCACCGAGCCACAGGUCAAGAAGGUAUACACAAAGGCUAUCGCCCGAUUGCAUCCUGACAAGCUGACUCCCGGUCGAGCGAGUUUGGAGAUGAGGCUGGUGGGGAAGGAGGUGUUCAGCGUGCUGAAUGAGGCCUACGCGGCGCACCUGAACGGCGGGAAGUAGCUGCGCCGGAGAUGUGCGGGGAAGGGACUGGCUGCCACCGGGCGAGCGAGGCGAUAUAGACGGUGUUGUAGAGAUGCAAUGUGCUCGACUUGUCACGGUAUGGAUACAAAGAGAAAAGGGAUCAGCAGAACAACGCCUGAUGCGCCUAUGACUCCAUAGCCUGGCCCUCGGUCAGCUCCCGGAGGUAGAGGACAUUGUUGCAGCGAAUCAUGACCUCUCCCAAGCUCCCAUUUGACCCGCCAUCUUCCCUAAUCUCUUCUGUGUUUGCGAG